CGUAUGCAGAUUUUAGAUUGUGAGGGAUGGGAUCAUGGGAGUUUUACUUUUUUACCCUCUAUCUCAAACAUUCCCUUCUGGGUUGAGGCUGGACCGCCAAAAAUAGCUGUUGAAGAAUCGACCGCAGAAGGGUAACUGCACAGCCACCAACCAAUAAAAGACUCCCAAAGCGGGGCAUUAUCAACCUCGGACCCGGAUUCUCCGGUACUCGAAGAUCCUGUCCUUACACGUUUCCGCAUCUCCCCCGCUCGCACCCAUUCUACGGUUCCUAUGCCUGCUAUUUAUACACUCUCUCUCCCUUUCUCCCGCCUUUCUUUUUCCCAAUCAAAAUUCAUCCUCUCUCUCUCUCUCUCUCUCUCUCUUGUUUUUUCUCUCUUUCUUCUCCGUUUCUCCGCCAUUAACUGCUUCGAGCGCUUGUUUGAUCGAAUUUUUUUCGUAUAUCUAAUCGGGUACUACCGUUUUGUUUCUUUCAUGAGAGAACGAUUGCUACGAUGAGGGACCCUAUGCUCGCGGAGGCCAACAGCAUACCGAGACCCAGGUAUGGGGGAAACAUUAUGCAUUCUGAUCCCAACCUCUCGGCCACCAUCAACAAAGACGACGACUUCGCCACCCGUAACAGCAGCGCCUCCAUCGCCAGCCCUUCCUUCUACGACCACACCCGGAUGAGCGCCGACGGCUGCUCCCCCAUGACCAUGUCCCCUUGGAACCAAACCAGCACCUACAAUAACAAGGGCCCCUGGCCUCGCUUCGAAGACACCGUCCCUCAGACUGGUUUGAUUGGAUCCCUUAUCCGCGAGGAAGGCCACAUCUACUCCCUUGCCGCCUCCGGCGACCUCUUGUACACCGGCUCCGACAGCAAGAACAUUCGCGUCUGGAAGAAUCUCAAGGAAUUCUCCGGAUUCAAAUCCAAUAGCGGUUUGGUAAAGGCAAUCGUCAUUUCAGGGGAGAAAAUCUUCACCGGCCACCAAGACGGUAAGAUCCGAGUCUGGAAGAUCUCGCCGAAGACCCCCGGCGUUCACAAGCGCUCCGGGACACUGCCGACUCUGAAGGACAUAUUCAAAUGUUCAAUCAAACCGAGCAAUUACGUUGAGGUGAGGCGCCACCGCAGUGCCCUGUGGAUCAAGCACUCCGACGCCGUCUCCUGCAUGAGCCUCAACGAAGAUCAAGGCCUUCUCUACACCGCCUCCUGGGACAGAACCCUAAAAGUGUGGAGAAUCUCCGAUUCGAAGUGCCUCGAAUCAAUCAACGCCCACGACGACGCAGUGAACUCCGUCGUGGCCAGCACCGAGGGCCUGGUAUUCACCGGCUCCGCCGAUGGGUCUGUGAAGGUAUGGCGGAGGGAGCUGCGCGGAAAAGGCACGAAACACGCUUUAAUACAGCCGCUGCUGAAACAGGAGUGCGCGGUGACGGCGUUGGCUGUGAACGCGCCGGGAUCAAUCGUCUACUGUGGAUCGUCGGACGGGCUGGUGAAUUUUUGGGAACGUGAGAAGCACUUCGCGCACGGUGGCGUCCUCAAGGGGCACAAGAUGGCGGUGCUCUGCCUGGCUGCCGCAGGGAACUUGGUGUUCAGCGGAUCGGCGGACAAAACGAUAUGCGUGUGGCGGAGGGAAGGAUCUGUGCACACGUGUUUAUCGGUGCUGACGGGGCACACGGGCCCAGUGAAGUGUCUGGCAGCGGAGGCGGACAACCAGUCCAAGGGUGGGGAGGAGCAGCGCUGGAUCGUGUACAGCGGCAGCCUAGAUAAGUCAGUGAAGGUGUGGAGCGUGUCGGGGCUGGCGCCGGAUCUGCAACAGAUGGCCAUGAUGCAGCAGCCGACGGCACCUGCUGCGGCGCCGGAUGGGGAGGCGUCGUGGGAAUCGUUUCACUCUGACCGGAGCUCCUCGUCUCCGGGGCGGAGCAGCCAAAAUAGGAGGCAGUAAUAUGGAGAGGAGGAGGAGGGGAAAAAUGUCGGGUGGGGCGGAGACUCUCGCGGGUGGGAUUCUGAUGAAACUCCGGAGUGUAGGUAGCACGCGUGCUGAAAAUUAGAAUUUUAUAAUUGAAAAUUUUGGGGCACGUGUAAAGCUCAUGGUUUUUAUUUUAAGGGGAAGGUGGGUUUGUGGGUGGCUGAGUCGAGUGUGCGCGUGCGCGGCGCGAGAUGGGAAUGGGAAGGGAUUAUUUGUUUAUCGUAUUCGUCAGUUGUGCUAGUCAAAUCCAAUUUCGAUUAUUGGGGAAAAAGGGAAUUUUUCUCACUUACAAAUGAAAUGCCCAUGACACAUUUUCAAUGUAAUCAAUAUUCAUAUUUCAUUCUGUGCA
Messenger RNA from Malania oleifera, 2292 nucleotides. Its product is annotated as protein JINGUBANG-like. Bases 492 to 1919 code for a protein of 475 amino acids. The transcript has a single exon. Gene Ontology annotation, molecular function: protein binding. The record is from RefSeq and is a predicted model, not a curated record. Lineage: Eukaryota; Viridiplantae; Streptophyta; Magnoliopsida; Santalales; Ximeniaceae.